AAAUGCCCUGGUUUGAAUCUCGGUGAACACAGUUAACGUUGCAACCACCAGUCUAGCUAUUAGUUACUGCUAAUGCUUUUUGAAAUUGCUGUAGUUAUACGUCAGGAAGUCGAGAGUAGUGGACUUUACCUUUAGAAGGAUACAACUGCACGACUAAUAGAACGCUGUAUCAAACGCUAAGACCCCGGGUGAAAGUAAACACUAACGUUAGUGGAAUCUAAACAGUUAUUUUCAGGUGAAGCGGCGACAUGGGUUCCAGCGAGAGCAAGAUUGCGACAGUAUCAACCCCCAAACCAGAUCCCAAUUUACGCAUUAAAAAUCUGCGUGUGGCGCAGCUCGUCGACCCCCGCUCCCCAUCCACAGACAUUGACCGAACGCCAAUCCAGAUGGCUGGUGCAGUUUCUAAAACUCGUGUGGAGGAACUUGCAGGAUCUUCAAUACCCUGUGACCCGCGCUCACCCACACAUGGUAUUUCCCGUACCCCACUGAAGGAUAGCGUGAGCGGGACAGUGAGUUCCUUUGCAAGGCGCCUGGGUAUGCUCUUUUUAAAUGAAUCUAGCGUGGAUGAAGCUGCCCCCCUUCCGCAGGUCACCUUUACCAAACACUCUGACCUCCCUGUGGAGGAGCUUGGCUUCACCGAACCCCUCCUCACCCCCUAUACUACACAGGACUCUGACAACGGUGAAUGCAUCACCAUCCCUAGCAUCCUAACACCAUCACAGGGCUACGGCUCUAUGGUUAGCAGCCCAUUUGUGUUGAUUGGUGAGGUGGAGGUGCAGGCUGACCUCUCCCUAGAGGAGGCGGAAGACGCCCUGCUGGCUGCCUCUUCCCCUCCUCUGAAGAGGGAGCUCAGUCUGAGCUUGCUGACCUGCCAUGAUGGCGUACACCCAUCCCAAGUCUGUGAGAAUGAAGACGGCCCCCUUGCCCCACCUCCUACCGAGGUCACACCCAGUGAGCAGGGGCACGAGGACCAUUUGUACGCCCUCCCAAUUGUCUCUGUUGAGCCUGUCCCGCCUGUCUCCCUGCUCCCGGUGGUAGACUCUGCUCCAGAGCCAGAGGUGUUUGAAGCUCCCGUGGAGGAGCCUGAGGUAGCUGUCACUGAGGUAGCUGUCACUGAGGUAGCUGUCACUGAAGAGCCUGAGCCCCUUCCUCAGCGGCCCAGCACCCCCAAAACUAGCUGUGCCCCCACACUGCCUACUGCCACACUCCAACCAGAGGCCCCGACCACUCCAGCCCACACUGGCAUCAGGUGUCCCUCCUUUGACACAAAGAGCCCCAGUCAGGUGGUUUUUAAGCCACAGUGGCUGGGAUUGGGCUUUGGAGCAACAGGGGUUAAGCCCAGAGGCCUGCAGGGGCGUGGCAAAGGAGGCUCAUCACCGCUCGCCUCCCGAAAGCCAGCCGAGAGCGAGAAUAAGGGCUUGAGUGUGAAGCCGAAGCAGAGAGGUAAGGCCCUCGCCAGCGACGGGCGCUCUCCUCUGCAGGUUCUCAGAGAGACCAACUCCCCUCGGGAGAACUCCUCACAGAUGAAGUUGAAGAUCUCCACCCCAGACAGACAGAGACUUGGGCAGUUGGACAGAAGAACUCUAAUUCAGUCUCUGAACAAAGAGAAUCAGAGAUAGGCUGGACUGUACAGAUAUGCUCAACACGUUGUAAAUACUUCAUACAUUUUUAAUGUACAGACAAUAUUCCUGUGUUUUGUUUUUCUGUCUUUUCCCUUGGACUAAAAUAACUUUUAGAUUGUCUGAUGUACAAUUUGUAUUUAAAUAAAAUUGAAAUUAUUAAGCUGUUUUUCUUCAUUUAAUAAUAAAAAAAAAAGUAAACAAGA
Messenger RNA from Clupea harengus (Atlantic herring), 1825 nucleotides. RefSeq names its product cell division cycle associated 3 (gene cdca3). Lineage: Eukaryota; Metazoa; Chordata; Actinopteri; Clupeiformes; Clupeidae. The record is from RefSeq and is a predicted model, not a curated record. Bases 249 to 1619 code for a protein of 456 amino acids. The transcript has 8 exons.